This is a messenger RNA of Tilletiopsis washingtonensis, 3499 nucleotides long. RefSeq lists its product as hypothetical. Lineage: Eukaryota; Fungi; Basidiomycota; Exobasidiomycetes; Entylomatales. The record is from RefSeq and is a predicted model, not a curated record. The transcript is spliced from 3 exons. The coding region runs from base 208 to 3237 and encodes 1009 amino acids. Gene Ontology annotation, molecular function: microtubule binding.
CCGCCGCCGCGCGAUGCCGAGCUGCUGCAAAGGCAGAGCGGCGAGCAGCCGGGCUGCCGUCACGCUACAUCCAUCUCCACUCCACCCGCACCACCGCCGCCGGCCGCUGGCACACGCAGUCCAUCCGUUACCACCUCUGGCCGCGCACCACACCACGCACGCUCGCGUCGCUCAUCAGACACUGAUCGCGACAGACGCACCUUCGCCAUGUCUGACGCCGGCUCUCAGGACGGCGAGCCCUCGUGGCAGCGCCACAGCUCGUCGUACGGCUUCGGCGCAGCACACGGCCGCCCGCAGGCCUCGUCGUACGGCUACGCCGCCGGCAUGAAGCACGCAGCCGGCCGCACCGCGCUGCCCGACUGGGCCGCAGACGUGUCGCUGUCCUUCGGCCAGGAGCCCACGCUGCCAGUCGCCGACAUGCGCAGCCAUGGCGCCGGCGCUCGCUUGGAGCGUCAUCUGCUUCGUCCCGACGACGACGACGUGACGCUCAGCACCGAGAGCGGCACGGGCGUGCCGAGCGCACUUGCAGGAGAGGACUCCUACAUCCCGGGCGUGGGCCGUGGCCUGCGCAGCGCCGCAUCUGCCUCGCGCGAUGCCCGCGUGCUCGACAUCGUCGGCGACCUCCACCCUUCGCCGGCCGUGGCCGCCCGGCAUCAGCGCCUCUCGCGCCCCACGCCCGAGGCCAGCAGCAGCGGCUCCAGCUCGAGCGAGAGCGAGAGCGACGACGAGCUCGAUGCGCUGGGCUCGUACCCGGGCACUGCCAGCACAGGCAACCACCGCGGUCUGCGUGCCACGCCGUUGGGUCAGAGCCGCCGGGCGGUGGCGCACGUCCGGCCCGCUCUUGGCGAGACGAAGCUGGCAGCUUUCCGGGCAGCCGAGCGGCCGGCUCGGCCGCAGCAGCAGAAGCCGGUUCAGGCGCAGGCGCCGCAGCGCUUCUCGCGCGGCACCUCUGCUGCGCCGCAGACGUCGCCUUCGCCAGCGUCGCGGCCCGUUCGAGCCGGCAGCGCGGCCACCGCAUCAACAUUCGGCGACGCAGCAGCACAGCUGCGAGGCGCGAUGCGUGCUGCAGAGGCAGCAGAGAACGACGACAGCUCGGGCGAGACGCUGCUGGGAUCGGCGCAGGGUCCGGACGGAGUGCAGGCCAAUCUGCAGCACAAGGGUGCCGAGGCUGCGCACGACGAUCCGUGGAUGGUGCUGCCGUCCGGCCGGCGCAUCGGUCCCUCGGCGUUCCGGGCUCGCCUGCCUGACCUGUCUGGCGUCACUUCCGCACUCGGCUCGCCGGUGCGGACGCGCAAGGCGGAGGCACACGUGCCCCUCGCGAAGCUCAAGCAGCCGCCGCACGAGCUCGAGGCGCUUUCGGGCUAUGUCAAGGGAUGGCAGCGGGAGCUUGGAGCGACACAAGCACAGUUCGAGGUGCACCGAGGAGAGUGGCAGCAGCAGGUGGGCGCACUGCAGGCUGAGCUCGACGACCUCAAGCGCCGCCCGCCGGCUGUGGCUGUCGCGUCGCCCGGUCCAGUGGCCGCAGCGCGAGAGUUCCAACGACAGGAACGGGAAGAGCGCUACACAGCGGCCGCUGACGCUCAAGGCUUCGCCGAACCGAUCCGCGCAUCGUCGCCGCUUGUGCCUAGCUCGGCACGCGCUCGCGACGGCUCCAGGGACAACGUCGAGACGGCACCUUCUUCUCAGCAGCAGCGGGAGAGCGACGCCAAGAUGCAGGCUCUGCACGACCAUGUCCGCCAGCUUGACGCGGAGCUGGCCAAGUACCGCGAGGAUGCGGAGAGAAUCCGUGCUGCUACGCCUGCCGCUGCAGCACAUGCCACAGGCCGCCGGGCAGAAGAGCCCAUCCGCGUUCCGCGCGCCAGCCGAGCGCAAGCAGUGCAGGCCGGCGGAGGAUCGUCGCCGAGCGACAUGGAUGCAGACGCACUCCGUGCCCACGUCGCUCGCGUCGAGCACGAGGUCGUGCAGCUGCGCCGCUUCGUCGACAACGUCCCGGCAGAUGCGAGGCGCUUCGCUGCCUCGUCGCCUGCUCCUGUGCUGCCGCGGAAGCACCGCACGCGCUCGCGCAGCGAUGCGGGUGACGCAGAGCACAGCAGCUCGGACGGCGACCUUGGUGCCGCAGGACUGGCGUCGCUCGUUCAGUCCCGACCAGUCUCGCGGAGCUCUCGCCGGGCCGCGAAUGUCGCGGCACAGCUGCACGGAGUCGAAGUCUGGAGCGAGGGCAUCCGCGAGGAGGCACAGCGCAGCAUCACGCCGCCGAGGAACUCGACGCCGCCGCUUCCACACUCGCGGGCCAACUCUCGCGCUGCCGCCGUGCAAGACGAGGCUGAGGGAGAUGAGCUAGACCCGGACGAGACUGCGCGGCCCCGCGACCACCAGCCUCGCGCCGGAUCGAGCAGCUCUCGUCGUCAAGCGCCAACCACCACACGCGCCCGUCACCUCUCUUCCAGCAGCGCGAGAUUCAUCCCUGCCGCUGCUGGUCAAGUUUCCGACGACGAGCGGAGCCAGGCAGCUGCAGACGAGACUGUCGACGACCUCGAUGCAGACGUCACGAUCGCCCACGAGCGGGCAGAGCGGACCUUCGAGGUGGUCGCCGCCCGCGGCGAGGCUGCGCGCCAGCGCGCCGAUGGACAGCGGCAGCUUGAGCACGACGAGCGCUCUUGCACCGUCUGCAAGGCGCGCAGCAAGACGGAGAGCCGCAAAGCGGCGCGCAAGGAGCGCGUCCGUGCUGGCGAGCGCAUCGACGGCGGCGCCGAGGGGGCCGAGGACGAGGUGCUGCUGCUCUCCUUCCUGGAGGCAAGCGAGGAGGCAACUGCACUGGGGCAGUCCGCUCCGCUGCUCGGCUCGCGCCAGCUCAAGGUGCUGCAGCGCCUGGUGCAGGAGCACAUGGACGAGUUCGUGCACGCGCGCAUGCUCUACGCCGAGCUCGCCGACGAGCUUAAGGGCAUCGACCCGAGCAUGAGCGCCACGCGGCGCCGCAUCCUGGCCGAGCACGUGCUCGAGGCCGUCGAGCAGCUCGAGUUCAAGGCGUCGCGCAUCAACGCACUGCAGCUGCUGCUUCCGCCGUCCGCACCCACGGAGACCGAGCACCGCAGCAGUGCGGCCAAGACGCCCAAGACGUCCUCGGCCGCCAAGAAGUCCAGCCGUGCGGCGCGCAACUCGCCGCCGACGAUGGAUGUGCAAGUCGACCGUCCCUCGCAGCGCAGCGGCUCUGGCAGCCGCCGCACCUUCCACGACUGAUGGCGAUGUGCGCUGUCGUUUCCGCCGCGCCUGAAUGCUCAUGCUCCGCCCAGCCGCUCUUCUUACCCUUCAUGCCGCACCCAUAUCAUCGCUAGGCUUCGUUCCAAUUGCAGGCUUCGUUACUCUGAGCCUCUUGGGUAUCGAUUCGUUGCUGCGAUGCGUGAUGUACAGAUGAUCGGGAGAGGUGGCAGGUGCGCGGCGCGUCCGUGCAGGGUCAGGCGCAAGGGCGAAGCGGCAUAUCUACGGGUGUGAGGCCUGCACC